GGAAUGUGAGGCUGUUAGCCUGCUUUCCCCUGAAACCACAUGGCGGGAACCUUAACUAACCUCCUUUCUCCGGUCACCCAAACCUUUCCUCCUCUCAGGACCCCCAACUCAAAACCUCACAAUCGCGCUUUCGGUAGCUCGUUGAUAUCUCGGAAGCGGCGUUCAAUCGCCAUCAUCAAAAACCACAAUCAGGGAAAUGCAGAUCAACCUUCUCGAAAGUCCAGUUUCAGGACCUUUUCGGUCUUGGCAGAAACUGUAUUGAGUUUUUCUUCUAGCAAUAUUCUUCCAUUAGCUCUUAUUGGAGGAGUAGUGCUGGGCCUCAUAAAUCCUGGUCCUGGAUGUCUUGCUCAUAGAUAUCAGUUAUCUAAAGUUAGCACUUUUGGGAUAUUCAUCAUAUCAGGAUUGACACUUAGUAGUGAAGAUAUUGGUGCCGCUGCUGAAGCAUGGCCUGUUGGACUCUUUGGGCUAGCCUCAAUUUUAUUGUUUACCCCCAAUCUUUCCAGAUUCAUCUUGCAGCUUCACCUUCAACCUCAAGAGUUUAUUACAGGUCUAGCACUUUUUAGCUGUAUGCCUACGACAUUAUCAAGUGGAGUUUCUUUAACCCGGCUUGCUGGAGGAAAUUCUGCACUGGCUCUUGCAAUGACUGUAACAGCUAGUUCAUUGGCAAUCUUGAUUGUGCCUUUUUCUAUAUCAAAGCUGAUAGCUUCCGGACUGGGAGCAUCUGUUCCGGCUGAGAAAUUGUUCAGAAGGCUAAUUUUUACUCUUUUGAUACCUUUAAUUUUGGGGAAGGCUUUUCGGGAAUCCUUUAAAGGCCUGGCAGAUUUUGCAGAUAAUAAUCGUAAGCUCUUGUCGGUUCUGAGUGUAGUAUUACUCAGUUGGGUUCCGUGGAUACAAGUGAGCAGAUCAAGGUCUCUGCUUCUAAUGAUCAAGCCUACAACUUUUCUUAUAGUUCUCAUGAUGGGAAUAUGUUUUCACCUCAUAUUAUUGGGUUUCAAUGCCGUAUCAAUACAGUGUCUUUGUGCUGUAUCUGGUGGUAGCAAAUCAAUAUUCGCAAAGAAAGAAAAUUCUACUGCCCUCCUACUAGUUGCAAGUCAGAAAGCUUUGCCGGUGCUAGUUGCAGUGGUGGAUCAACUUGGUAGCACGUUUGGUGAAUCAGGUUUACUGAUCCUUCCAUGUGUUGCAGGACAUUUAAUCCAGAUCAUCAUGGACUCUUUUAUCGUAAGCUUUUGGAACAAAAAGGAAACAUUAAAUGGUGAUACUGAGGUGCCAUGAUACACGGCCAUACAGGAAAGAAGACCAGAUUUGUCCAGUUUUCUGGUUAAAGAUAGCGGGUGGCACAUGGUAAAACGAUCAGUAUGAUGUUCUUCGCGCUCCAGUCACAAGUGAUUUCAACAGUCAAGAGGAACUCAAGUGCCAUUACAUUUUUUAUGGCCUUCUGAAUACAGAUAUAAUGCUUUCGUGUAACCUUUUAAGUAAUAGCCAAUUAACUCAAAUUUAUCAACACAUUGUUUUUAUAUAAAGGCAGACUAUUAUAAUGAUUGAUAA
This is a messenger RNA of Erigeron canadensis, 1545 nucleotides long. RefSeq names its product probable sodium/metabolite cotransporter BASS4, chloroplastic. The transcript has 14 exons. NCBI's taxonomy places the organism in Eukaryota, Viridiplantae, Streptophyta, Magnoliopsida, Asterales, Asteraceae. The coding region runs from base 40 to 1272 and encodes 410 amino acids. The record is from RefSeq and is a predicted model, not a curated record. Gene Ontology annotation, cellular component: chloroplast envelope.